This is a messenger RNA of Tuber melanosporum (Perigord truffle), 2319 nucleotides long. RefSeq lists its product as uncharacterized. The transcript is spliced from 7 exons. Gene Ontology annotation, molecular function: RNA binding. NCBI's taxonomy places the organism in Eukaryota, Fungi, Ascomycota, Pezizomycetes, Pezizales, Tuberaceae. The record is from RefSeq and is a predicted model, not a curated record. Bases 1 to 2319 code for a protein of 772 amino acids.
AUGCCAGGGUCGGGCAAGAAGUUAUUGAACAGCUAUUUGAUUAUUUCGACAAGUCAUUCAUUCGGAUGUCACGGAUUGGUGUUGAGAUUGCGCGAGCAGUAUAAGAUGAGAAUCUUCCGCGAGCAUGGAAGGAAACAUGAGCCAUCUGCUUCCCAUAGUACAACAACAAUGUCUCUUGAACGAACAGGCAAACGCAAGCGGUCUGAUAUCGAGAAAAGCUCGAAGCACGGAGGCCUGGAAAAUGAUCUAAAGUUUAAAGAGUUUUUAGAAGUCAUGCAACCAAAAUCCAUGUCUAAGAUAUGGGGCAAUGGAGAUUUGGUGUCCUUUUCUCAAGACGUUGGGGUGCAGGCCUCACAGCUAGACUUUGUUGGCGUGGAGGGCAGUGCUGGGGAAUACGAAGAUAUCCCAGCACGAAAGAAAGGGCCAGGUUCUUCAAAUACCAUGGCUAGGGACGUUGAUUAUAAUAGACACCAGAGUCCUCUAAUGGACCGCAUGCAGCUAGGCGAUGGGGAGCUGUAUAAUACUGCUGACGAAGGAGCCACUGGUAUUUCGGACGCUGAGUGGUUGCGAUCUAAGACAAGUCGUUUGCUAGACUUGAUGGAUGAUGUUGAAUCACGUUUGGCCCGUGUAUCAGAGAUUGGUAAUACAAAGCGGGACACCAAAAAAACUAACGAAGUCGAUGAAGAAGAGGAAGAGGAAAAGGAAGAUAAUCAAGCCGAGGAAGCAAACGAGGAGAGAUCGGGACAAUCCAAUCAUGCCAAACCGGAAACGGAACAAGCGAUUCAUGCAAUAUCACAAAGCGGCAGAUUAUUUCUCCGAAAUCUAUCCUACUCAAGUACAGAAGGGGAUCUCCGGCAAUAUUUCGCCCCUUACGGCGAUCUUGAAGAGGUCCACCUACCAGUCGACAACAAAACACAUUUAAGUAAGGGAUUUGCGUAUAUACUCUAUAAAAAUCCCCAACAUGCAGUGCAAGCAUAUCAGUCCUUGGACAGGAAGAUAUUUCAAGGUCGAUUGCUGCACAUCCUAGCCGCUUCCCCUAAACGCGAGCACAAGCUGGACGAGUAUGCUAUCUCCCAGCUGCCCUUGAAAAAGCAGCGAGAAAUAAAGAGAAAGGCAACUGCUGCGUCAAGCACUUUCAAUUGGAACUCAAUGUACAUGAAUGCCGAUGCCGUAAUAUCCUCCGUCGCAGAUCGCCUCGGAGUUUCCAAAGCAGAAUUACUGGACCCCACAUCCUCCGACGCUGCUGUCCGUCAGGCGCACGCAGAAACACAUGUGAUCCAGGAUACUAAAGCCUACUUUUCCCAGCACGGGAUGGACCUCAAGGCAUUCGAAAAGCGAGAAAAGGACGACAAGACAAUCCUCUUCAAGAACUUCCCCUACGGGACCAGAACAGAAGAUAUCCACAACUUGGUAGAGCCCUUUGGCAAAACCGCACGAAUGCUCAUGCCCCCAGCGGGCACAAUCGCUGUCGUAGAGUUCAUCGACGCACCCGCUGCAAGAGCAGCAUUCGCAAAUCCCACUCCCAAGAUUGUCGACGCACCGAAGAUACCGGCGGCGGUAGCAUUGGGUAAAGACCCGAAAGUCUCUGCCACGGACUUGCUCCUCCCGGCCCAUACCUCUACUGCCACGGAUGAGGCAGAGGCAGGAACGUCAACACUCUUUGUCCAGAACCUAAACUUUACGACUACAACCGCUAAAUUAACUGAGCUAUUUAAACCAAUCAACGGCUUCCUCUCAGCACGCGUAAAGACAAAGCCCGAUCCUAAGAACCCGGGCGGGACACUAUCCAUGGGCUUCGGCUUCGCCGAGUUCCGCAGCAAGACGGAUGGAAUGGCGGCCAUGGCAGCGCUAAACGGGUACGUUCUGGACGGCCACAAACUCUCCAUCAAGCCCUCCCAAAAGCACACUUCCCCCUCUUCCUCCCAAGAAAAAUCUAUUGCGAAGCGCACCAAGAUCAUAAUCAAAAACCUCCCCUUUGAGGCCAGUAAGAGGGAGCUUCGCGCGCUGUUCUCAGCAUACGGCACCCUACGCUCCGUGCGUGUGCCGAAGAAGUUUGGUGGUGCCACGAGGGGCUUUGGGUUCGCGGAUUUUGCCACAGCCAGGGAGGCGCAGGGGGCUAUGGACGCGUUGAAGGAUACGCAUUUGCUGGGCAGAAGGUUGGUGCUCGAGUUUGCGGAGGGGGGGGCGGAGGGGGCAGAAGAGGAGAUUGAGAGAAUGCAGAAGAAGGUUGCUGAGCAGAGUGGGGUUGUUGAGGUUGCCAGGUUGAGGGAGGGGAGGAGGAGGAGGGGCGGGGAUUUGAAGGAUGGGGGAGAAGUGUAG